Messenger RNA from Cydia strobilella, 639 nucleotides. Its product is annotated as alpha-2A adrenergic receptor-like. The coding region runs from base 142 to 639 and encodes 165 amino acids. Gene Ontology annotation, cellular component: plasma membrane. The record is from RefSeq and is a predicted model, not a curated record. The transcript is spliced from 6 exons. Gene Ontology annotation, biological process: adenylate cyclase-activating adrenergic receptor signaling pathway. NCBI's taxonomy places the organism in Eukaryota, Metazoa, Arthropoda, Insecta, Lepidoptera, Tortricidae. Gene Ontology annotation, molecular function: G protein-coupled receptor activity.
UGCCUUACGGUCGGCGCUUACGCCAUUAUUAGCGGCGGCACAAUACUAAUGCGGUGUUACGCGACGUAAGCGCCGACCGCCAUAAGGUACAUUUCCUCGUCUAACGUCACAUUUUAUCGCUUACAGCGUCCAAUUGUGGAGAUGGAUCAGAUGAAGUGCCCGGAAUCCUCGCAACAAACAGACGAAGCAGGAGCGGCAGAGCGUCAGAGAAGGGUGACUAUCACCAUAAUUCGUCUCAUGUGCCUUUUCCUGAUAUGCUGGACUCCAUUUUUCAUCAUGUUACCAGUAGAUUCUCUCUGCGACUGCGUACAAGACUCCACCUGGCAAUGGUGCACAUGGCUUGGAUAUACCAACUCUGCCCUCAAUCCUGUAGUAUACGCCGCAGCCGCCACCAGGGUGCGCCGGGCGUUCCAAGCACUGCUUAAAAGUGUCAAGUAUAAGGCGCAAAGCUACGUGUUCUUCAGCGUGACCUUCUCAUUUUACGUGCCAACGUGCAUCAUGCUAGUUCAAUAUGGUCUGAUCGUUCGCGCCUUGGCGUUACGCUCGCCAAUCCGCGCACACAGGGGCCAGAAUGGAACUAUCGGGUCUAUCGGCGAUGACCUUCAGUAUCCCGUUGUCGCUGCGUCGGAUGCGAUUUAG